AUGCAUCGUUGCAAGGAAUCAUGCGGUCUCGACCUGCUGCAGCUUCACGCGUAUGGGUCGCUGGUUGAGACGUGCAUUCCUCGCGGGCCGCGCGCGCCCGAGGGUCUCACGACAGACUUAAUUUUGAAUCCGCGCCUCUGUGUGCCCUCGCUCGCCGGUUCGCCGUCGCCGUCAAGCGCCUCUGCCUCGUUUGCAACCGCCUGUCAGCCGCCGCCUUUGAAGCCUCUCGAGGGACAAAAACAGAAAACGCCCGCAAUCUUCGGGCGGGGCUCCAGGGCGGUGCCCGGUUCGUCGCACUCGACGACAUGUUCAGAUGUCCAUUCGAACGAAGAGAACGACAGUUUUUUCGCACUUUCUGCAACCGACUCCGCCGCCGCCGCAGCGUGUCUGGCUACCCCUCUCUUCCCGACCCACCCCGAGGAAGGCGGCGAUACAUCCCGUCAGGAUGCUGGAAAGCGCGUCCCGCGGCCUCUGCAUGCGCCGCCCAGUGCAGAGAGGCCGACGCCGUCAGCUGCGCACGAUUCCGUCCUUUGCCCAGCGAAGGCAUCCGAAGACGCGGCGACGUUUGUGCUAUUAGCGGGGAACGCGCUGGCCCGCGCAGACUUGCGGCAAGGCGAAGCGGAAACCUCAGUUGCGUCGAGCGAGAAAGUUCUACAGUUGACUUCGAACGCGGCUUGUGUGACAUCGCAGAGGGCCGGCAUAAAAACGGGAGCAGUCGGAGGGGAGGAAGAAGACGAAAACCCCAUACAGCGCGACGGAUCUCGCUCAGAGGCAGAGGAAAGACGGGGACCAGAGAGCGAUCCGCCAGCAGAAAGAGAGACAGCAGACAGCGCCGGGGCCGAACAAGAAGAACGAGAAAAAGGCGAAGACCAAGCCGACGAGAUAAAGAGGGCGAACGACCGACACGGAGAGGAAGUCAAAGUGGAACGAAGCACUACGCAUGGAGAGGCACACCAAAGAGACGCCCCCACGCCUGAAGCGAAGCAGCAGAAUGCGGACGCCGCAAAGCAGCGCGCGUCUGCAGGAAAGCCGAGAGGUGAAGCUGUUGCAGAAGCGGCGGAGGAGCGUCGCGACAAAGAAUGCGGACAGUCGGUAGGUGCAGGAACGAGUGGAGAAGCCGAUGAAGGGCGGAAGGCUGAGGCGAGCGCCGACACAGAACAAAAACCAGAACAGCUCAAGAAAGCCGAGGCCACAGGAGAAGCGCAUAGGCGAGCAGGAGCCGCAGCAGGGAAUGCCGCCGCUGAUACACAAGAAGAAGAGAAUUCAGUCGAGACAGACGCCCAAGGGGAAACGCUGGAAUCUGGAGGGGAGCCGACGGAGCGAGACAGCGCCCCGCUGCCCUCCGCGCGUCCUCUAGCUGAUGUACCGACUUGCCCUCUUUCGCAGUUUAACACAGGGUGUUCAGGAGACACAUUGUUUCCGCCAUUAGGCUCCAGGCCCGACAAGGCGACGGCCCCUAACCACGCCGGCGCAGCCUUGCAGUCAGCGACGACAUCGUGCGUCCUUCCAGAAGAGGACUGUGAGGCUCCACAGCCACCCCGCGCCAUGGGCGCGCAGUCGUCGACUGGCCUGCGGGAGACAGAACUCAAUCGAGCAAGCGAGACUGGUGCGGCGGGCGUCGGCGCGGACUGCGACAAAAGCAGGCGCUUACUCAGCUCUGCUGAAGACCACGCGGCAGGCGCUCUGUCGACUGGAGAAGCGCCCAGGGGCCCUUCGAGGCCAGAAGGCAGCGAUGCAGUCGACAGAGUGGAAGACGGCACAAAGGGUGAGGGCGAAGGCACAUGCCGAGAUAACGGUGACGCAGAGAAAGGAAGCUUCGAUGGGUGUGCCCUUUCUUUCGAAGAGGGCUCCGCUCCCGCGCAGGCGCCUCGAGACGGAGGGAUCGUGUCUCUUUCUCCCGAUUCAGGCUGUGGAGACAAGCGAGACUCAUUCGAAAGCUACUCCGCAGCGAAAGACGCAUCUUCUCUCUUUCAAACCCAUGGACAGGCCUCUGAGGCGGGAUGCCUACGAGGCUGCCCAGCGCGAGAGGGUCUGCGCGGCGCAGCUGAGAUGGAGGAUGCUGCUCUUCAUCAUCAGGAGGCGCCAUGCGGCCUUUAUUCUGAAGAUUGCCUCAGCGGGAAGGCUGGAAAUAACGGCGUGCGGGAGAGGCUGGCGGGCGAGGCAGAAUGUCAGAGGGCGCUCGUCGACGCCGAGGACGCGUUCGCCAGCUUCUGCGAGGAGAGCCAAGCGCGGUUCCGCGCAAAGGAACACGAAGGCGAGAUGCGAUUUCUCUCCGAACUGAUGCGAGACGCCUCGCGGUUGGCCUCGCCUUCGCGGCGGGAGCCGCUUGGUUUGCCCCGCGGCAGCAGUGAGAGUCUUCUGAAGUAUCCAGAGGCCCCUCCGCGCGGGCGAGGAGGGGGGAGCAGUCAAGCCUUUCGGCAGGAUGCACGCGAAGCUGUGGCUCAGAUCGAACCGGCGGAAAACCGCCAAACAAGGGGCGGCGUGGAGCGGAGGCAAAUAAGGAGCGACCGUGAGACUUUUAGGACAGAACGCAGCCAGCCAGCGGCCUGUCACGCGGAGGAAGAAAGCCGAUUGCGGCUCCACCAGACAUCCGCGGAGGAGGACGUCUCGAAAGGCCCCGUGCAUCGCACGGUCCGCGCGCCUUACGGCUUCGCCACUCUGGAUUCUUUCGUUUCUUCUUCGCGGCAGCUGCCGUCUCCAGAGCAGGCGCCUCCUUCUGGCGCGGCACCCGACGUUUCCUCGGCGUCUCUUUCUUCUGCUUCUCCGCGCUCGUCUGCGUUUUCUGCGCUGCUGUCGACGGGGUUUGCGAAACACCUGACGUCACUGAGACCGUGCGCAGCCUGUUUCGCAGAGCUCUUUCUGCUCGGCCGGUCGCCACUCGAAAUGGCCAUCCACUGCCGCAUCCAGCGCGAGCAUCUGCUUCAGCCCAACGUCUCGCAACGCCUUCUCUCCUCUCCACUCGUUUCGCCUAACUCGUGCGAGGGUGUGGGUGAAAUCCAUGCAGAGGAUGAAGCUGCGGUGCUUCAGAGAGGAGGAUCGGCUGGCGGCGGGCUGCCGCGCCACUGUCAUCCCCGUAAAGGGGUCUACAGUGGCUCGUUUGGCGCCUUCUCGGUAUUUGCAGCCUCUUCUGGGCCGUUUAAGUCUGCCUGGCCUCUCGCGUUGGCAUCAGCGCAUGACGCGUUUCCGGCUCCUUCUUCUUCUCUUUUCCCUCGUCUGUCGCAUCUCUCUUUUCGUCAUCUGCCGCCUGACCUCCCCCCGUCUGCUUCGCCCUCGUGUCCUUCUCCAGAGGCGGCGACGCGCCCCGCAAGCAGAGAAGCGAGCCUGAGAGCCGCGACGGAGCUUGCGAUGCAAGCCGCUGCGGAGUCUGGCUCUGCACUCUGGCUGGUGGAAGGCGAGCGCGAGUUCCAGUGGCGUUGCCGGGAGAGAAAGCUGUUCAACGCCUUCCUUCAAAACAACAAGAGACGCUGCCUCCCCCGCGACGAGUUCCCGUCAAGCCACGAGCUCGCGGGGCAGCAGGGCUGGGCUGCGUCUCACGUUGAUCACCGAGCGAAGGCCGCGGCGGGCGGCCGACUGAGUCGCUGUUUUCUGAAACAGGAGGAAGGGUUCUUUUCCCUCUGCAAGGACCCGCAGGGCUGGACUGGCAGCGAGACGCCGGCAGAAGCGUCCAUACACCACAGGCGCAGCCCGGAAUCGAAACGAGCGGACGACCUGAGGCACUCUGGUGGCGAACUCGAGCCGCUGGACUGCUUCCGCUGCGGGCAUGCGUGUCCCACUCCUUUGCAUUCUCGCGGGCGUGCCUCUCCCUCGAAGGGUGGCGGCGAAGCAGGCGAGUGCCGACGCGCGGCGAGGCGCGAGGGAGAGGUGGCGCGACGCCAAGCUCUCCUGGCGACCGCUUGCGGCUUUCGCCAGAGAGGUAAUGGGAAUUCAGAAGAAGGGCCUGUCACACAGUUUGGAUUCGACGCGAGCCGCCCCAAUCCACCACCCCAGCGUCCCUCUCGCUUCGGCGAGGCUCCUGCGUGGUUGUCUCUUCAGUGGGAGGCCCGCACUCUGGAGCAGCGGGGCGUGCCUCCUCAGCUCGCCCGAGGCCCCGCUUUGCGAGGGUCGUUUGAUUUUGAGCAAGACGCGGAAGCUGGCGACGACGAAGACGAUAAGCAGAUCAAUGAGAGCGAGGCUGAAGAGGACGAGGAGGCGUGGACCGAAUGCCGCGAGCGCGAGCGGAUUCGUGAAACCAUUCAAACGCUCUAUCGCGCCUUUGAAGAGAGUGAGAGAGAGAACGCGGAGCUCCGUCGGCAGCUCGCAGCGAGACAAACGGCACGGAGCGCUGCGCCGGCGAACCAAGGCGCGGUGGCGAGUGCCUCCAACUUCGAAACUGGCACCGCGGUGGGAGACGCAGAGACGGCGAGUCACGCAGAUGCAGACACGGAGAACGAGACAAGGAAGAAGAGGCGAAGGAAGCAAAUGAGGGGAGGCGCCGCAGGCUGGUUUGACGAGGGAUACCGCUCCGCGUAUUCCGCGACUUCGCCCCGUCCUGCGUAUGCAGCAGUGGUCGCCGACUCAGGAACGCCUGAACGCACAGACUUCCCCCAGCCCCUAGUCUCAUCUCCAGCGCCUUCCCAAGCCUUUCCGCGCUCGGACCGACACUUUGUCUCUUCUUCCUCUGCGAGUCCGUCUCUCCUGGCGGCUGCUUCAUCCUCUCCGCGGCCUUCGCGGGCGUCGUCGUCGUCUCCGCUUAGCCGCACGAGCGCAGAUGAGGAGGAGCGCGAGCGGAUGAACGAGCUCUUCAAGCCUCACGUGUGGCUGGAGGACGACGCCGCGGCACCGCCGGGGGGCGGCGACAAGCUGCUUAAGACACCUGCGGUCCGCCGCAUCUCGAAAACCGUGUCAGAGUGCCUUCCCACGCUCGCGCAAGCGAACGCGGCGCUGGAGGACGCCGAGCGUGAGAGGCGCGCGACUGCGCGUCUAUCAGAACUCCCCGGGAGGAGACAGCAUCGCCGACACCUGCGCGGAGGAAGGCACUCGAGAUUCUCGCGCCUCCACAGAAGCUUCGCGACGCGGCGGCGCGCGAACGACGGACCGGACAGCGCGGCGGCGUCGCCAGGCUCUAGCGUUAGCGCGUCGCUCGAGGGUGCUGACACCGGACCCGUGACCCGGCAGGCUGGCAGGAUGCGCCGGCGGAACUCGCGCACCGACGUGAAGAGCGAAGCCGAGGGAGCGAGGCAGCCGCUUUGCCUUGGCUCGCCUGCCAGCGGCCUGGUAUUCUCAGAGGAAGACGACGCGGAGGAAGUGAACAGACUCGAACGCGAGAAGCCGCGGUCAGAUGGCCAGGGAGAAAAAAAGGGCCCGGAGACCCCGGCGGGCAAGCGCGAGGAGACAGGAGGACCGCAGGGAGGGGCCGAUCGCCCCCAGCGCGACGUCGCGCCCGAUAACGCGCCGCUCGAGGCGGAUGAGACACGAAACGCGGGCUGCGACCCCUGCGGAUCUGAGGAGCCCCGGAGCACAGACGAGGGACGCCGGUCUAGCGGAAAAGCUCUCUGGGUCAUGCAGAAGAGGCAGCAGCUCGAGCUGCGAGGCGCGCCGAGCCCCGAGAAAAAUGCCGAGAAGGGGGAAGCGCGAAUUGGACGCGAGGGCUGCGCCGGAGGCCAGGACAAAAAAGAAGGCGCCGACAGGCCCGCAGGCGAUGCGGGAGGCGCCGCCACCAGAGAAUAUCGCGCGCGAGUGAAGGGGGAGAAGUCGCGGCAAACGCUCCGAGAGGAGAGUCUCAGGGAGCGCGAAGAAGAAAUGCAGAAAGCGCGAGACUACCAACACCUACUGCGGCUGUUGACCGCAGAAGCGAAAACUCUCAGGCCCUGGCGGGAGGGCAUCACGUGGUCCAAGACACAGGGAAGAUGGAUCGUGAAGGCUCCAUCAGCUCGCAGCAGGUUUCCUGCGCGCGCGUUCGUGCCGCACACAGUCGACGAAGUUGCCGCGACGCUGGCCUCAGCGUGUGAGUACUUGGAUCAGUCUCGGCGCUUUUCGCGUCGCUCGUCUGCCGCCGCACGCAGGCCUCUGUGGCCUCUAGGCGCAACUCGAGCGCCUCUCUCUCCCUCGGGCGCGCAUGCACUGAAGGGCCCGGCGGCCGCGGAGCCGCACGCAGGCGGCGCUGCGGGGGAGAGAGGAGACUCCGAGGGGCUUCAAGGAGACAACGCGGCUCUGGAGAAAGAGAGCCGCACGCGGGAAGGCAAGUGCCACCCAGACGCCGCGGCAGAGGACGGGCGAAACGCAGGGGAGGAGGAGACCCAAAACCAGAAUGACCACUUUGAAGAGGGAGGAGUCCCACCCGAAGCGCAUCUCUUCCGAGGCAAAAACACGCAUAAGACGACUAGGAGCCGCGGAACCGGUCAGCCUGCAGAACUGAAGUACGCGUUGGGCGACAGGGGCGAAGCGCCUCGCGUCGGCGAGGAGAGAGACAUACGCGCUCACCAGACGCCAAAGGGGACACCUGCGCUUGCACAGGGGCAGGAGAUGGCAGUCGUCGGGGGUGAGGACGAAGCGCGUUUUCUCACAAGCGCCGAGCUGGAUGCUGUAGCGGAUAAAUUGAGGCCUCUGAAGUACCCGAUGACGUACUGGCUGAAGGGGCAGCGCGCAUUCACCGUCAAAAUCUUCAAGUUUGAAAAGAUUCGCCUCGACUCGCCGCCGGCUGGCGCCGCCUCUCAUGCUCCCUCGACGCCGAUCCAGGCCUCCUGCGCGUCCCUCGAAGCGGCGCCGCCCGCCGGCACCCGCGAGGGGCAAGAGGCUCGGAAGGCGAAGGACGCCCAGAGCCAGCCCUGGCGGCCAGAGGCGCAAGCCCGCGACGCGAACCGAAGCGACGAGGCAGGCGGGCUCGACCGUCUCAAAGAAGACCCGCUGCAGGGAGACAGUCGCGCAGGCUGCACAGAGGGAGAGGAAUGGACGACGCGGCGUGCCGAGCUCCGCGGCUCCCUCGGAAGCCUGCAGAAGUCCUCCAGCUCUUCGGCAAUGUUCCUGCUCCGCAACAAGCAGUACACGGGGUGCCAGCGCUUCGCUCUGCGAGAGAACACCCUCAAGUGCUUUUACGAAGCUUACGAGGAGGCGUGCGCGUAUGCAGCCUCGAUAGGAUACCCUCCGACCGCCGCCGUGGUGCGGGCGGGCCCCGGCGGGGCGUUCCGCCUCCCGCGGGCCUCAGAGGCGACGAGUGGCCUCUCGGAGGCCAAGACCGCGGACACGCUCGGCGAGCCGCCUCGCACGCCCCAAGAUUCUGUCGCCGAGAACGCAGCUCCCACCGCACCGCCCCCAGAAGAGGAGCACGCGGCAGGAGCGGACCCGAGAGAGGCUUCACGGUCCUCUCAAGCCGGAGAGAGGGGCGCUGAAGGCGAAGGGGCUGGCGAACGCGGACACAGCGCACAAGCAGAGACACGAGGACGUGGAACAGCCGAAAAAGGCGAGGGAAAAAAAGACGGACUAGACCAAGGGAGAAGGCGAGGACGCGCAAGCCCGGGGGAGCACAAACACGCUGCGGACGAGGCAGCUGACAGAUCUGGGGAACCCCCGAGGGGGGAGAAGAGGUGGAGGCGAACGGCGCGCUCUCGCAAGCUGCGGCGGUGGAGGACGCGAUUCCCGCAAGACGACGAAGAGGCAGAGUAA
Besnoitia besnoiti is the source of this 7638-nucleotide messenger RNA. RefSeq lists its product as uncharacterized. The record is from RefSeq and is a predicted model, not a curated record. Bases 1 to 7638 code for a protein of 2545 amino acids. NCBI's taxonomy places the organism in Eukaryota, Apicomplexa, Conoidasida, Eucoccidiorida, Sarcocystidae. The transcript is spliced from 5 exons.